UCAUUGUAAACAAAAAUGGAGAGGAGUGACUGACGUUUGACACUCAACUGAGAAAAUUCUUGUCAAAUAAUCUCAUGGCUGUGAUAUUUGUAUGAAUAUGGCUUCUGUUAAGGUAGCAGUGCGCGUCCGACCUUUCAAUCAAAGGGAAAGAGAUCUACACUCUACAUGCAUUGUAGAGGUUGAAGGCAAGAAAACAAGACUUAGCAACAGUAAGGCAGCUUUGGGUGAUGGCUCAGAAAACAGAGAACGUGGGAAGGACUUCACCUUUGAUUAUUCAUACUGGUCCCACAAAGAAGAAGAUAGACAUUUUGCACCUCAGGUACAGAUAUAUGAAGAUCUUGGAACAGAUGUUGUAUCCAAUGUUUUACAAGGGUACAAUGCUUGUGUAUUUGCCUAUGGUCAGACUGGAAGUGGGAAGACCUUUACAAUGAUGGGGAGCCAGGCAAAUCCAGGUUUGAUACCAAGAAUCUGUGAAGCUCUGUUCUCAAAGAUGGCUGAAGGCAGGGAAGCUGGAACCACUUACAAGGUAGAGGUGAGCUACCUGGAGAUCUACAAUGAACGAGUGAAAGAUCUUCUUCGACAAGGCAGUGAGAACGCCACCCACUCUUUGCGUGUGAGAGAACACCCAAAACUUGGGCCUUAUGUCCAAGACCUCUCCAAUCACUUGGUUCAUCAGUACUCGGAUAUCCAGGAGUUAAUGGUGAGGGGAAAUUCCAUCCGAACUACUGCAAGUACCCACAUGAAUGAUACCAGCUCUAGAAGUCAUGCCAUAUUUACUGUAACAUUUAUACAAGCAAAACUUCUGUCAGACAUGCCCCUUGAAACACGGUCAAAAAUACACCUUGUUGAUUUAGCUGGCAGUGAACGUGCUGAUGCCACAGGAGCCACAGGUCAGAGGCUCAAAGAAGGAGCACAUAUUAACAAGUCCCUAGUCACGCUAGGCUCCGUCAUAAGUGCUCUGGCUGAACAAGCUGCAAAGGCUACUACAGGAAAGACAGUUUUCAUUCCGUAUAGGGACUCUGUCUUGACGUGGCUUUUGAAGGAUUCUCUUGGUGGCAAUUCAAAAACCAUCAUGAUUGCAACAAUCUCUCCAGCUGAUGUUAAUUAUGGGGAAACAUUAAGCACUUUACGCUAUGCAAAUCGUGCGAAGAACAUUAUCAACAAGCCAACCAUAAAUGAAGAUCCAAAUGUGAAGCUUAUCAGAGAAUUACGAGAGGAGAUAAUGAAGCUCAAGAGCAUGAUUCACGAGUUUUCAGUUCAGGGCAGUAUCCUGGCCACACUGAGUCAGAAGCAAGCCAAAGAAAAGGAACUCACAGAUCAGUGGACAGACUGGAGUGAAACACACACAAUCCUCCAGGAACAGAAGACCCUAGGGUUAAGGAAGGCUGGGCAAGGGGUAAUCCUUGAUUCAGAACGUCCCCAUCUGGUCCUAAUAGAUGACAACCUCCUGACCACAGGAGUCACAUUAUACCACCUUAAUGAUGGCACAACCACCAUAGGAUCUCUGCCAUCACAGGAUAUUAGACUGGAGGGAGGAGAAGUGCUUGAGGAACACUGCACUAUCCACCUGCAUGAGGGGGCAGCGGUGUUAGAAUCCCGGCCAGACGCUCAGUGCUGGGUCAACUCGCAGUUUGUUGAUAAACCCAGUAGGCUCACUCAAGGAUGUGUGGUAGUGCUGGGAGGAAGUCACAUGUUCCGCUUCAACGACCCCCAAGAAGCUGCAAGGCUAAGGAAGGAAGGAAAUAAGACGCACCUUAAUCUCUCCCGCCUGUCCUUCUUGUCAAGAUCUGCCACCGAUCUUGUCAGAUCAUUUGACAAUCUCUCAGGGAUGGACAGUGACUCUGACAAGCAACAGAUGGAUGUCAGCAAUGUGUCCCGUAUGACCAAGAUGUCUAGAUUAGCUGAGGCAGCAGAUUUAUGUGAAAUGUCAACCCAAACAAGUCUGCAUACACACAGCCAGCCAACAACUCCUAUUGGCAGUCAUCUUGAAGGGAGCAUCAGUAACCAUGCUCUCAGAAAAGCCAGCCUGACAUUACCACUGCCAGGAGAUAAGGAAGAUCUAAGAAUGGGAAACAGUUCAGUAAAUUCUACACCAGCCUCAGACACCUUCUACACUGCAACAUCUGUCCUCUCUCCUGACCCUCGUGACCUGAUCUCACCUCUGUCUCCUUUACCUCUUGAUGUCCCUCCCACAGAAAGUGUCAGAGAGAGAAAGGAGUAUAACCAGGGUGGAUAUGGUGCCUUUGUAAAUGAGAAGAGUGAUUAUAUUCUUGAAGUGCCUAAAGAUAAAUAUGUAAGUGGUGAUUUGUCACAAAUGAGAGGAGAGGAACCUUCAGCAAGUGCAGCUAGGAAUCUACCAUAUUCACUAAGGUGUGAUGGGGAGGAGCUUGUCUCUAAGAAUAUCAAAGUAGAUGCAGGAGAGAUUCCCAGAACUCCAGAUUGUGCCAGUGCCAUUGCCAAAGAAAAUCUAGCCGCUUUCCUUACAUCUCCUAUCCUGCAAGUAGAAGGUGAGCGCAUACCACAUGGAUCACCAGUUGUAGGAGGAGCUGCAACGUCAACACCAAUAAAAGUAUCAGGUUCUCAGGGUCGCAGGAAAGGCUCCGUAGAUAGAGUAAGUCAAGCAGAGGCUGAAGACAAAAGAGAAACCCUCACUUCAUAUUCAUACAAGGCAAGUGGGAAUGAGUCUUCCUAUGAGGUAUACAGUGCACCCUCUGAUAGUUGCUCUAGUGACCCAAAUGCCCCUCCUUCCUGUGUUGACAAUAACAAUAGACCGUUAGAUAAUAAUAAUAAAGGUUGUGCAAAUGGAAAUCUAGAAAAUCAGUCUCAAGUCAAUGUUAAUCAAAAGAGUAUUAGCACUGAAGGAUCCUCAGGAACAGAAGAAAAAGCAGUAGUAAACAAAGAAUAUGAGAAGUCUGCAGUAUGGCACUCAGGCCUGGAAGAUGUUUGUGAAAGUAGUGCUCUUAUUUCUCCUGAAGCUGAAGUUGCCAAGGCAUCAGAAGUGCUGCUAAGACUUCGUGAAGGGUCAGAAAAACAAGACACCAGUGUCAGUGAACAGAUUCGUGAACUUGAAACACUAAAACAGCAUUAUUGCAACCUGGAAGAUCAAAUCUUCAGCCAGCCAUUAGGAACAAAGAACACUGCUGCCCCAAAGGACAAGAUGCAAGAAGAUCGAGAAGAAAGGGAAGACAAAGAAAAUGGACACCAUGUUGAAAGACCCACUGAUCUUCCAUUAGACUCUUCACUUUUGCAGGAGGAUAGAUUGGCUCUCCUGAUAGAACGUGAAGUCCAGAGGCGUGUGCUAGAGGAAGUUGUGGCCCGAGAGAGUGCAGCACUAAGCUCGAGAACUAAUGCCAGGAGGAAUUAUAGGUCAAUGAGCACUUCAGUUGAUCCUUGGAAUCUAGGCUUAAGAGUGCUCACCCCUUCAGAAGUGAGGCCAUAUACUUCAAUGAGUGCUGGAUAUGAGAUGGAAGGGGAAGUUGGGAACCACCUUUAUCAGAGUGCUACAUCUGCCGACGACUUGCUUCUAACUCCAGCACCUUUGCAGUCACCCAUGACUGACUAUGAUAUGUCGUGUGGGAUAUGUGUUUGUAUACCCGGCUAUGAGAUGAGAGGAGCUGGAUCUGCAGCACAUUGGGAAUAUGAGGUGAAAAUAGCAGCAGGGAAUGACUCUUGGACAGUAUUCAGAAGAUACAGGCGAUUCAGGGAACUUCAUAUGUACAUGUGUCACAAAUAUGGCCAACCUGUGGAAGAACUCUACUUUCCACCACGGAGGUUAUUUGGCAACUUCACGGAAAGGGUUGUAGCCGAGCGUAGAGGACAGCUUGAGGUUUACCUUCAGCAGCUGAUAGUUCUGUGUGCUGAACUUGAAGGGUCUCCACUGAGCGGCUCCUCUCCCUCUCGGGCAACCUUGGCUGCGUUCUCUCCCUUCUUCCAGCGAGGAGUCUUUGAAUCUUCCAGACAUACAACAAGUUAGAUUAUAGAAGAACAUUGUUAUUUGAAAAGAUCAGUCCUAUAAUAUCUGAUAUUCAAACAUAGAGGAUCUAUUUUGUGAUUUUCAAGGAUAGUGGAUAUGUUUUGUAUGUAUAUACAUGUGGCUGUCUCGGAGGGAAAGAAUCUUAUGCCAAUUUAUUGUUGAAAUUGAAAUUUAGGUUCAUGAGGUUUAAUACAAUGUCGGCUGUUAUUUGGUAUGAAUUGUAUCCAUUCAAGUAUUUGAAUUGUGGCAAUGUUAACGUACUUGCUAAAAAAGAAAAAGAGUAGUAGUCGCUCUGGCAUCAAGUAAAUUCAGAUAAAUUGCAUGUGGAGGAGGAUAUUAGCAUUUUAUGAAGAAAUUCUUGUAAAUUUGUCACUGCUCUGAUGUCAUUAUCAUCAGACCUUGCAUACAUCAGAGCGAAGAUAAUUGUACAAAUACCAAACUGCAUUUAAAUUAUUUGUAUACUAGCAGUAGAUAAUGUUAUUUGCUGACAAUUGAUAUAAGAAAAAUUAGGAAUAAAUAUUGUUACCAUUCAUAAAUCAUACUGUAAAAAAAAUCUCACUCAUGUUGACCAUUCAAUAGUAUCACUAAAGUCAAAUUUCCAUUAUUUUUAAAUCAAAUUAAAUUUCUAAUAUUUUUUUUUAAGAAUAUGUUGGGAUGAAGGGUAUGUACAGGCCUCAGGAAACUGCAGAUUAUGUAAUGAUAGAGAGGCAUAUUGCAUUUAUCUUUCUGAAUAAUUUACAUAUUUGAUUUUCAGAUGAACUCAUUAAGAAUGUUCUUUGAAGAAAUUGUUUACUUUGUGUCUUUUGUGUUGUAUGUCUUCUUGGUAUGGCAAUUACAUUCACUUCAUGUCUCAGGAGUCCACAUCCCUUAAGGAUGCUAACUUGUAUCCCAUGGCUGUUUUGGAGAAAAUAGAUUUGAAUGAUAUUUAUUGAUGAUUGUUAAAAGGAGGUUUGAAAAUUACUAUUCUAAGCAAGCAGUUUAAAUCUGUUAUUUGAAUUGAAAGCAACAGAGAUUAUUUUUGCGAGUUUCAGGGUAGAGUUGUGAUGUGAUGUGAAUGGUCAAGUUCCAGAUUCUCCCAUGAUGGAUUUGUGCCUAAGCCUUUGUAACCAAAAAUAGGUUGUAAUGUGUAUAUAUGAUUUUUCUAUAUAUUUUCUUUAUCAGAUAAAAUGUUUGUGAGGUUAACCUAAAAAUCAAAACCAAAAUAAUAUUAUUACUGGUAUAUUUUUUCAAUAGUUCACUAAACCAUGUCUCUCCUACAGUCUUUUGUUUUAUCCAAACUGAGGAUAUACAGCACUGUAAUCAGAGAAAUUUAGCAAUAAUUCGAGGGGGCUUUGGCACGUGAAAAAAGCUGUUUUGAUUUAGCAUUAGGACGAUUUUUUUCAGAUAUAUAUAUAUGGCUACCAUUUUCCAAGCAGUGUGGUCUUUAAUCGAUCUUGUUAUUUUUCCCUGUGCCGUGUUAUCAAUACUUUUUGGAAGGGAAGGAAAAUGAAACUUGUGACAUGAUUGUGAUGAUAUGAUACACAUAUCCAGUGUUCAGCUGCUUGAGUAUCCUGCAUUUUUUAUUUUUGUAUCUACAUCAUUGUAAAUUGGUCUCUCUGCAUGUUUGUCUCCAUGUCUGUAUGUCUGUUUUUCCAUCUGUAUACAUUUAAUAAUGUGUUUAUCUAUAUACCCAAACUGUAUGCUGUUACUUACAAUGUUUGUGACUGAUUCUGCUCUAAAUUUAACAAAUAUUUUGUGUUCACAUAAAUUCUGUUUUUUA
Penaeus chinensis is the source of this 5732-nucleotide messenger RNA. It is a transcript of the gene Klp98A, whose product is annotated as kinesin-like protein Klp98A. The record is from RefSeq and is a predicted model, not a curated record. Gene Ontology annotation, biological process: microtubule-based movement. NCBI's taxonomy places the organism in Eukaryota, Metazoa, Arthropoda, Malacostraca, Decapoda, Penaeidae. Gene Ontology annotation, molecular function: microtubule motor activity; ATP binding; phosphatidylinositol binding.